Molecule: messenger RNA, 2419 nt
Organism: Periconia digitata
Lineage: Eukaryota; Fungi; Ascomycota; Dothideomycetes; Pleosporales; Periconiaceae
Source: the annotation of a GenBank genome assembly
AUGGAGGCUUCUAUCCACAGCAGUGCCUUCGAUAGCGGCGACACCUCUCAAGACGAAGAAAUUGCGAUAGAAGAAGCGCCUGCUUACAGCAAGUACGUCAUAGGCCUUUACGGAGUCUCAGGCGUGGGUAAAUCCUCAUUGUUAGAUAAACUCAACAAUUAUCAACCUCCCUAUCCAUUAUAUGAUUUCGCGUUUCGCGAGGGUUCAAGUAUCCUUAAUGAUGUGAUCCCGGGAGGUCUAGAGAAGUUAAAAGAUCGUAGCGCUGAAGAGCAGAAGCUUUUUCGUGAGAAGGCAAUCGAGAAGAUCGUUGAACUCGGCCAGACGUCAGCCCUCCAUACUGUUAUCGCCGGCCACUAUAUGCUAUGGAACGACCCAACAAAAGAUGAAGGUGAGAUAAUCGGGACAGACGCCGACUGGGGGGUUUAUACGCACAUAAUUUACGUGCGUGGAGACCCAGCGAGCAUCAAGGAAAGGCGUGAUAAGGACCAGAUUAAGGAUCGGACCAAACUCACAGAAGAGCACUUGCGUAUUUGGCAGGAACGUGAGAUAAAGGAGCUCAGAAAUACGUGUAGGGAGCGGAACAUAUUGUUCGCGGUUGUCGAGGAAGACCCGAAUGGUACUCCUAUCUUCGACAGGGUUGUGAGCCUUCUCACUGUUUUUACCAAGGAUUAUCACCAAUAUUACACCAUCAGGGCACUGAUGAAAUCUGAUCCAUAUCCGGUAGAAACCGUCCUUGAUCGCGUGGUAUCAGAUAUAAGCGUGCGAGGCAACUUCGGAACACACAUUCUCUUAGAUGCUGACCGAACGCUCGCUCCUCAAGACACAGGCAAACUCUUCUGGGCCGUAGUCAAAGAAAAAUAUGGAAAGACUGGGAAGGAUCCCUUGAGAGAGAUUUUCGAGGUCCACAACUACAAUUACUUUGCAUUCCGCCAGGUGUCAUUGUUGUACGAUGAAUAUGCCAGUGACUUUGAUGCCAUCUGCACGGAAGUGGCAACUAGAGUUUCUCCGUAUCCAGAAAUCAUCGCGUUGUUGAAGGGAACAGAGUCAUAUCUCAAAAAACAUUGCGUUAGCGCAACGAUCGUGACAUGCGGUCUAGGUGAAGUAUGGAGAAAGGUUCUAGAACGGAACGGCAUCAACGAAGUGAACGUGAUCGGGAAUGGGCACGCUUCUGAGGUUGACCCGUGGGAUAAAAAAUCAAUCCUUGUCACCCCUUCCGUGAAAGGCGAACUAGUCGACAAACUCCAUAGUCGUUUCCAUCGCGUCAUCGCUUUCGGCGAUAGCCCUUUAGAUUUAGAAAUGCUGAAAAAAGCUGAUGUAGCUUGCGUAGUCGUUGGCAAAGAAGAAGAUCGCAGCAGGAGCAUGGAUCCAGCGCUAGAAGCCGCCGUUUUUCAGGGCGGUCUCGAAGCGUAUCAAAUCAUCCUGCCUCCGGGCGAGAAGCCCCGUCUGAAUCACUACAAGCUACCGCUUCUCAUUCUCGACGAUCGCGAGAUCCACAGAUUGCUACAACCAUUCGUAAUCACUGCGACAGAUAAAAAAGCAACUUUGCUUUUGCAGACACCUACGCGAAACGCCGACGUCACUGGCCCUCGACUACGAAAAGCCCACAAACGCAUCGGUUUCUACCUCGCCACAGAGUACAUAAGUCGCGUAGCGGGACUCGCAUCAUACAAGAUCAAGGAUGUCAAAAGCGGAGAAACAGAUGGAUACCGCCUUUUGGACGAAAGCGAAACAUUGAUCGUACCCCUCAUGCGCGGCGGUGAGCCCAUGGCCUUUGGUGUCAGCGAAGCUUUUCCAGAAGCCAAAUUCCUCCACGCGUCUGAGCCCAGUGAUCUAAAAACUAAGUUAUUGGCCUCUACUCGCCGCAUUAUCCUAGUGGACUCCGUGAUCAACAGUGGAGCCACUAUUGCAAGUUUUUUGAAGGUAAUUCGGGAUGAUGACGAUUGGGAUGGAGAGGUCAUAGUGGUGGCUGGUGUAGUGCAGGUGAACGCACUCAAACAGAGUGAAAUGGCAAAUUUGAUGCGGAGGUACAAGGGGGUAAGUCUAGUCGCUCUCAGGGUAUCGGAGAGGAAGUACACAGGUCAAGGGACAUCGGAUACUGGGAAUCGGCUGUUCAACACUACAGAAUUGGACUGAAUGUAGUAUUUUAGAGUGAUGGAAUGUACGAUGCACACGAGGAGAAAUGUGUUGGGACGGAACUGGAUAGAAUAAUGAUCCGAAAUCGCUCGUGUCUACUGCAGUCGGCGCCAGUGAACAGGGGCUGUAUUUCACCUUCCAUGUUGGAAGAUUUAUUUCCAUAGCUUCGCAAGGCGAUCCUGCUGCGGAAUCGUUGCCUGAGCGUGUGAUCUUCAAUGCUGACCAUUCGGAGCCUCACUUAUUCCACAUACAGACCGUUGACCGACGUCGACCGACCGGUGAGCUC